This is a messenger RNA of Dichotomopilus funicola, 1728 nucleotides long. RefSeq lists its product as uncharacterized. The coding region runs from base 1 to 1728 and encodes 575 amino acids. NCBI's taxonomy places the organism in Eukaryota, Fungi, Ascomycota, Sordariomycetes, Sordariales, Chaetomiaceae. The transcript has a single exon. The record is from RefSeq and is a predicted model, not a curated record.
AUGCUGGUCAUCCGCGUUCUUUGGCUGCAGGCCGCCCUGGUGGCAGCCCAGCUCCUUGAUUUAGGAGGAGGAGGAGGAGAUGCCGGCGGUGACGAUACCAAGACGUCGGCCGUUGAAGGAAGCCGCCCAGCAGAGACGACCGCCGCGGGAGGAGGAGGUCUGCUGGGUGGGAUAGUCGGUGGUGUGGCCGAUGCCGCAAGUGACAUAUUGGACCCCGUCGUCGGACCAACCGGAUUGUUGGGCGAAAAUGAUGCUUCAGCGGCCGCACCUACUUCCGCGGAAGCUGAAAACCCUCCAGCUGCGACCUCCACCGAGAAAGCCGCCGAUCCAGAGCCCACACCGGCGCAGAGCGAGGACACCGCAGCCCCAGCGACAACCCCAGAGCCUGAACCCAAGCCUACUUCGACGGCCGCAGCGGAGCCAACUCUAGAGCCGACAUCUCGGGAACCACCAGCCCAAGAAACUGAGAAGGCACCGCCGGCAGACGACCAACAGCAACAGUCUACCCCAACGGCCAACCCAGCUCCGGCGGAAGAGACGGCUGCACCGCCGGCAACAUCGGCAGCGGAAGCCCCAGUGCCGACAUCCGGCAACAACAACAAUAACGACAACGGUAACAACGGCAACAAUGGAAAUAACGGAAACAACAACAACGGCAACAACGGUAACAGCGGCAACAACAACAACGCCGGCGUAGUCCCACUCCCCAUCCCGGCCGCUUCCACAGCCGCUGUCUCCUCAGCCGCAGCAGCACCAGCCAAGCCUACGUCCCAGGCAAACCAACAAGCCAGCUCUGUCCGUCCCGUAUCCACCCUCGUGACCUCAGCCGGCCGAACCUUCGUCUCCGUGUUCGUCCCACCCUCGCCCACCGGCGGCCGCCUAGGCGCCAUCAACAACCAAGAAGGCAACAACGCGGCCGCCGGGCCUUCCUCCAACACGGGAACCGACACCUUCCAGCAGUUCCCCUCGUCAUCCGCCGCGUCGGAUACCGACAACAGCAACAACAACGGCGGUGACCCAGCUAACACAGACACCACCAACCCCAACGACACGUUGCAAGACAGCAGCGGCAACGCCAUUGCCAACCCACUCACCCCGAACAACGGCGCCGGAGCCGGAAACGGCAUCGGCUCCGAUACCUCAGCCACAUCCAUGCCCCUGCAAACCAAGAUCGGCAUCGGCGUCGGCAUUGGCGCCGGCGCGGUCGUGCUAGCCGUGAUUACCACGCUGAUCCUCUGGAAGCGACGGAUGAGACGCCGUCGGCACGGUGGAUCGUCGUCUGCGGCCAUGACCGGGGAUAGCGAGCACGGGUUAGGUGGUAGGGCGGGCACGCCGGAGGAAAAGGCCAAGAUGGAUUUUGAGAGUGAGCAUGAUGUGGCGUUUGAUUUCGGGGGAUUUUUUAGGCAGAGGAGUGCUGCGGCUGCUGUUGGGGCUGGGGCUGCGGGGAGGAAGGGUUCGGCGGGUAGUGCUGGUGGUGGUGGUAGUGUUGCUCAUUCGCCGAAUCCUUCUUCUGUGACUUCUGUGACGGGGGAGAUGGUCGGGUCGCCUGUGGGAGGGUCGCCAGUGGCCGGGCCGGCGAAGAAGUUGGCGGUUGUCAACGGUGAUGAUGAUCGGUUGCCUGCUUUUGAGUUGCCGCAGCCGCAGCAAGCCCAGCCACGACAGAUCAUUGCGGAGCUUGACGGAGGUGAGGUUCCGCAGUAUCGUGGGGUUCUUGGUGUCGGGCGGUAG